GAGAUGAGGAGAUAGGCGGGAGCGAGGGAGCGAAGGAGGUAGAGAAGAGCGGAGGAGAGGGGAGGGAGUGCAGCUUGGUUGCUCCGUAGUACGGCGGCUCGCAAGGGAGAAUCCCGAGCGGGCUCCGGGACGUACGGAGAGGCGGGCGGGCGGGGAUGGUGUGCAGGGCUGCGGCUCCUGCGUUCCCUCCCGCUGCGAGUGAGCUGCACUGAUUUGUCCCUGGGGCGGCAGCGUGGACCCGCCUGGAGAUGAGACGUCCAUUAGCAAGGUGAAAGUAACAGAAACAUGGCUCAGUUUCCAACACCUUUUGGUGGUAGCCUGGAUAUUUGGGCCAUAACUGUAGAGGAAAGAGCAAAGCAUGAUCAACAGUUCCAUAGUUUAAAGCCAAUAUCUGGAUUUAUUACUGGUGAUCAAGCUAGAAACUUUUUUUUUCAAUCUGGGUUACCUCAACCUGUUUUAGCACAGAUAUGGGCGCUUGCUGAUAUGAAUAAUGAUGGAAGAAUGGAUCAAGUGGAGUUUUCCAUAGCUAUGAAACUCAUCAAACUGAAGCUACAAGGAUAUCAGCUCCCCUCCGCACUUCCCCCUGUCAUGAAACAGCAACCAGUUGCUAUUUCUAGUGCACCAGCGUUUGGUAUGGGAGGUAUCGCCAGCAUGCCACCGCUGACCGCUGUUGCUCCAGUGCCAAUGGGUUCCAUUCCUGUUGUCGGAAUGUCUCCCCCGCUAGUAUCCUCUGUUCCUGCGGCAGGAGUGCCUCCUCUGGCUAACGGGACGCCCCCUGUCAUACAGCCUCUGCCUGCAUUCACUCAUCCUGCAGCCACAUUGCCAAAGAGUUCUUCCUUUAGUAGAUCUGGUCCAGGGUCACAGUUAAACACUAAAUUACAGAAGGCACAAUCAUUUGACGUGGCUAGUGUUCCUCCCGCAGCUGAAUGGGCUGUUCCUCAGCCAUCCAGACUGAAAUACCGACAGUUAUUCAACAGUCAUGACAAAACCAUGAGUGGACACUUAACAGGUCCCCAAGCAAGAACUAUUCUUAUGCAGUCAAGUUUACCACAGGCUCAGCUGGCUUCAAUAUGGAAUCUUUCUGACAUUGAUCAAGAUGGAAAACUCACAGCAGAAGAAUUUAUCCUGGCUAUGCACCUAAUUGAUGUAGCUAUGUCUGGCCAACCACUGCCACCGGUCCUGCCCCCAGAAUACAUUCCACCUUCCUUUAGAAGAGUUCGAUCUGGCAGUGGUAUAUCUGUCAUAAGCUCAACUUCGGUAGAUCAGAGGUUACCAGAGGAACCAGUUUUAGAAGAUGAACAGCAACAACUAGAAAAGAAAUUACCUGUAACCUUUGAAGAUAAGAAGCGUGAGAACUUUGAACGUGGCAAUCUGGAGCUGGAGAAACGGAGACAAGCGCUCUUGGAGCAGCAGCGCAAAGAACAAGAGCGCCUGGCCCAGCUGGAGAGGGCGGAGCAGGAGAGGAAGGAGCGGGAACGCCAGGAACAGGAGCGCAAGAGGCAGCUGGAGCUGGAGAAGCAGCUGGAAAAGCAGCGGGAGCUAGAACGUCAGAGAGAGGAGGAGCGCAGGAAAGAAAUCGAGAGGCGAGAGGCUGCAAAACGGGAGCUUGAAAGGCAACGACAGCUUGAAUGGGAACGGAAUCGAAGACAAGAACUGUUAAAUCAAAGAAACAAAGAACAAGAGGACAUAGUUGUGCUGAAAGCAAAGAAAAAGACUUUGGAAUUUGAAUUAGAAGCUCUAAAUGAUAAGAAGCAUCAACUAGAAGGAAAACUUCAAGAUAUCAGAUGUCGAUUGACAACCCAAAGGCAAGAAAUUGAGAGCACAAACAAAUCUAGAGAGUUGAGAAUUGCUGAAAUCACCCACCUACAGCAACAAUUACAGGAGUCUCAGCAAAUGCUUGGAAGACUUAUUCCAGAAAAACAGAUACUCAAUGACCAAUUAAAACAAGUUCAGCAGAACAGUUUGCACAGAGAUUCACUUCUUACACUCAAAAGAGCCUUAGAAGCAAAAGAACUAGCUCGGCAGCAGCUACGAGACCAACUGGAUGAAGUGGAGAAAGAAACUAGAUCAAAACUACAGGAGAUUGAUAUUUUCAAUAAUCAACUGAAGGAACUAAGAGAAAUACAUAAUAAGCAGCAGCUACAGAAACAGAAGUCCAUAGAGGCUGAACGACUGAAACAGAAAGAACAAGAGCGAAAGAUUAUAGAAUUAGAAAAACAAAAAGGAGAAGCCCAAAGACGAGCUCAGGAAAGGGACCAGCAGUGGCUGGAGCACGUGCAACAAGAAGAUGAGCAUCAGCGGCCAAGAAAACCCCACGAGGAGGAAAAACUCAAAAGGGAAGAGAGUGUCAAAAAGAAGGAGAGUGAGGAAAAGGGCAAACAGGAAAUGCAAGACAAGCUGAGUCGGCUUUUCCAUCAACAAGAGCCAGCUAAGCCAGCUGUCCAAGCACCCUGGUCCACUGCAGAAAAAGGUCCACUUAGCAUUUCUGCACAGGAGAAUGUAAAGGUGGUGUAUUACCGAGCACUCUAUCCCUUUGAGUCCAGAAGUCACGAUGAAAUCACGAUCCAGCCAGGAGAUAUAGUCAUGGUGGAUGAAAGCCAAACUGGAGAACCGGGUUGGCUUGGAGGAGAAUUAAAAGGAAAGACAGGAUGGUUCCCUGCAAACUACGCAGAGAAAAUCCCAGAAAACGAGGUUCCUGCCCCAGUCAAACCAGUGACUGAUGCUGCCUCCACCCCUGCACCCAAACUGGCUGUACGUGAGACCCCUGCUCCUUCCGCGGUGACCUCUGCAGAGCCCUCUGCGACCCCCAACAACUGGGCCGACUUCAGCUCCACGUGGCCCACCAGCACGAACGAGAAACCAGAAACCGACAACUGGGAUGCAUGGGCAGCCCAGCCCUCCCUCACCGUUCCAAGCGCCGGGCAGUUGAGACAGAGAUCAGCCUUCACUCCAGCCACAGCCACGGGCUCCUCUCCAUCUCCUGUUUUAGGCCAGGGCGAAAAGGUGGAGGGGCUACAAGCACAAGCCCUGUAUCCUUGGAGAGCCAAAAAAGACAACCAUUUAAAUUUUAACAAAAAUGAUGUCAUCACAGUCCUGGAGCAGCAAGACAUGUGGUGGUUUGGAGAAGUUCAAGGCCAGAAGGGGUGGUUCCCCAAGUCCUACGUGAAACUCAUUUCAGGGCCCAUAAGGAAAUCUACGAGCAUGGAUUCUGGUUCUUCAGAAAGUCCUGCUAGUCUAAAGAGAGUAGCUUCCCCAGCAGCCAAGCCGGCCGUGUCAGGAGAAGAAUUUAUUGCCAUGUACACUUACGAGAGUUCUGAGCAAGGCGAUUUAACCUUUCAGCAAGGGGAUGUGAUUUUGGUUACCAAGAAAGAUGGUGACUGGUGGACAGGAACAGUGGGCGACAAGUCCGGAGUCUUCCCUUCUAACUAUGUGAGGCUUAAAGAUUCAGAGGGCUCUGGAACUGCUGGGAAAACAGGGAGUUUAGGAAAAAAACCCGAAAUUGCCCAGGUUAUUGCUUCCUACACUGCUACUGGUCCCGAGCAGCUUACCCUGGCCCCUGGUCAGCUGAUUUUGAUCCGAAAAAAGAACCCAGGUGGAUGGUGGGAAGGAGAGCUGCAAGCACGUGGGAAAAAGCGCCAGAUAGGCUGGUUCCCUGCUAACUAUGUCAAACUUUUAAGCCCUGGGAUGAGCAAAAUCACUCCAACAGAGCCACCUAAGCCCGCAGCAUUCCCAGCAGUGUGCCAGGUGAUCGGGAUGUACGAUUACACCGCGCAGAAUGACGACGAGCUGGCCUUCAAUAAGGGCCAGAUCAUCAACGUCCUCAACAAGGAGGACCCCGACUGGUGGAAAGGAGAAGUCCACGGGCAAGUGGGGCUCUUCCCGUCCAAUUACGUGAAGCUGACCACAGACAUGGACCCCAGCCAGCAAUGGUGUUCAGACUUACACCUCUUGGAUAUGUUGACCCCAACUGAGAGAAAGCGACAGGGAUACAUCCACGAGCUCAUCGUCACGGAGGAGAACUAUGUGAAUGACCUGCAGCUGGUCACGGAGAUCUUUCAGAAACCCCUGAUGGAGUCUGAGCUGCUGACAGAGAAAGAGGGUGCUAUGAUUUUUGUUAACUGGAAGGACCUGAUUAUGUGUAAUAUCAAACUGCUGAAAGCGCUGAGAGUUCGCAAGAAGAUGUCUGGGGAGAAGAUGCCUGUGAAGAUGAUCGGGGACAUCCUGACUGCCCAGCUGCCACACAUGCAACCCUACAUCCGCUUCUGCAGCUGCCAGCUCAACGGGGCUGCCUUGAUCCAGCAGAAGACAGAUGAGGCCCCCGACUUCAAGGAGUUUGUCAAAAGACUGGCCAUGGACCCUCGCUGUAAGGGAAUGCCACUCUCUAGUUUUAUACUGAAGCCUAUGCAACGGGUAACGAGAUACCCACUGAUCAUUAAAAAUAUCCUGGAAAACACUCCUGAAAACCACCCAGACCACAGCCAUUUGAAGCAUGCCCUGGAGAAGGCAGAGGAGCUGUGCUCCCAGGUGAACGAAGGGGUGCGGGAGAAGGAGAACUCGGACCGGCUGGAGUGGAUCCAGGCCCAUGUGCAGUGUGAAGGCCUGUCUGAGCAACUUGUGUUCAAUUCAGUGACCAACUGCUUGGGGCCACGCAAGUUUCUUCACAGUGGGAAACUCUACAAGGCCAAGAGCAACAAGGAGCUGUAUGGCUUCCUCUUCAACGACUUCCUCCUGCUGACCCAAAUCAUAAAGCCCCUGGGCUCUUCGGGCACCGACAAAGUCUUCAGCCCCAAAUCAAACCUGCAGUAUAAAAUGUACAAAACCCCUAUUUUCCUAAAUGAGGUUCUAGUAAAAUUACCCACUGACCCUUCCGGGGAUGAACCCAUCUUCCACAUUUCCCACAUUGACCGAGUCUACACCCUCCGAGCAGAAAGCAUAAACGAAAGGACCGCCUGGGUGCAGAAAAUCAAAGCUGCUUCUGAACUCUACAUAGAGACGGAGAAGAAGAAGCGGGAGAAGGCGUACCUGGUCCGUUCCCAAAGGGCCACAGGCAUUGGAAGGUUGAUGGUGAACGUGGUUGAGGGCAUUGAACUGAAACCCUGUCGGUCACACGGAAAGAGUAACCCGUACUGCGAGGUGACCAUGGGCUCCCAGUGUCACAUCACCAAGACAAUCCAGGACACUCUGAAUCCCAAGUGGAAUUCCAACUGCCAGUUCUUCAUCAAAGACCUGGAGCAGGAGGUCCUCUGCAUCACCGUGUUCGAGAGGGACCAGUUCUCUCCAGACGAUUUUUUGGGUCGGACGGAGAUCCGCGUGGCUGACAUCAAGAAGGACCAGGGUUCCAAGGGUCCAGUUACAAAGUGUCUCCUGCUGCAUGAAGUUCCCACGGGAGAGAUCGUGGUCCGCUUGGACCUGCAGUUGUUUGAUGAGCCUUAGGGAGCCGGCCCAGGGUGUGCUUGGCAGAGCUCCAGCCUGAGGCAGCAGGUGCUGUCUGGAAAUGGUGUUGCUUUUCGAGGACCACUGUUUGGUGUUCAGCCACAGGGCAACAGGACGGCAAAGACAGGACCCUCAAAGCUUCUGGGAAUACUUCUUGACAAUCCUUCCCCCUAAACAAUUUCCCAUUUUGUGAAGCAAAACUGUGUUUUCCUUUGUUUUCGCUGCAGGGCUCAUCAUGGCUUCCAGGGUCUUUGAAAUCCCAUCGCCCCCAGCUACGUUCAGUUGGGAGUCUGACCCAUGCCUGGGCCUGAGGCUUGGGUCUGGUUACUGUAAAAUAGAUUUAUAAAUGCCAUGUCUGUAUGUUUGGAGAACUCAUGUAAUCCUCCUGUUUCUUACCUCCACCAGCCUCCAGGUAGGCCCCCUGACCUAUGAUGCCGAGUCCUUGGUGUGUUUAGAAAUAAUCAUGAUGAUCUUGUUAUUGCUUCAGAAUCUCAUUCUCCCACUGGGACCCUAUUUGAAAUGCUCCCCUGCAUCUGAUCACUCGGGAGACGGUUGCCUGAUCAGACACUGGUCUAGCUCUUUGAAGAGCUGGUCCAUGGAAGAUUCCAGCAGUUGUGCUGUUAGAGCAUUUCCAGUCUCCUCCAGGUCUUUUAUUGCUAGAUGUCAAUGAAAACCAUCACUGGCUCCUAUCAGGUGAUCUGGUUCUGAUUUCCAGCACACUUGGAAGGUGGUUAAGGAAGGUUGUUACCUACCAAGUUAUACUCUGCUGGAUUAGAUCACUGCAGGUCACCUGAAAGGCUACUUUCCGACAUUAUGGGGUCCUGGUUGCCAGCCCGGUUGGAAAAUGCUCUCUUGGCUUGGAGGUCCUGUGAUGUUUCACAAGAGUAGUUGUUGGUGACCAGAUCUGAGCCUACUCUUGCCUGAUUAUCAUGGGAAAUUUCUGCAGAUGUCUUUGGUACGUUCCCCCCAAAGGCAUCCCCAAGGUGUGAGAAGGAAAAAUGACAAUCUGUGGAGGAAAUCUAUUACGUGGUGGGGGAGAGACCCGAGAAGCAUGGAAGCCCCUCAGUUCCAGGGAAGAAGACCUGAGACUCCUUCCCAAACCCUGCUGUAACACAAGCAACCUCUCAGUAAUGGAAAAAUACAUGGCGCCUUGACAGAGUCAGGAGUGUAUGAACACGUGCCAAGUCUGGCUUGUGCUCUUUGAGUUUCUCUCCUUAAAUGCCAGGAGAUAGGCUGCUUAACCACAUAAGAACUUGAUUCGCUAAUGAAAAGCGUGGGCCGUAUUUUGUUUGCAUGAUAAUGUUCUCAUAAUCCCAGUUUGUCGUUUUCAUCUAAUGUUCUUUGCGCGUUCUCUCGGUCCUGGAAUCUAGCUUUCCUGUGUGAGAUGGUGUUCUCUUUGAUUGCAGGUCCUUAGAAUUUGAUUAGGGUUGUAGAAACACUUUUUGAAGAUAGCAUCAACCUAGUGGCAGAGUGAACUACCCACUUUGCUGGGAACUGAAUAUGUCAUGUCAUCCUUUCCCAUAAGAGCCCUGUCAUUGUUCAAGCGAUUUUUAAAAUGUGUGUGUCAGAAAAGGCAACAAAGUUUACAUUUCAUACUUUUAAGAAACACUCUAUUAUUUAUUUAUUAAAGAUAGUGUAGACUUUUGUAUCAAGAACAACAGACAUAAGUAUUUUUUGAAGCAAGCAGAUAUACCCUUUAGUUAGAAACUCUCAACUGAAGACCUUAGAGACCAGGUUCAACUUCAAGCAUGCAUUCGUUUACCACUUUCCAGCAGCAGACAUGGUUCAAAUACUUUAAGUUUAUAUUUUUUGAUGUUGUUAGGAAACUGUUUUAAAUUAAAUCUAUGAAUAGACCUGCCAAUCAUGCUUUCCUAUUCUAUAACAAAUACAGUUUGUUCAGUGUACUUCUGAAGAAGGACAUAUUACUAUGGUAGAAAAAGAAGGGUUACCUGUGUAAAUGGGGUCAUAUUGGGUCACCAUUCCAAUCCCUUUCUUUCUGUUCUCCCUUUUCUUCAUCGGGUUUCUUUGCGUGUGAAUGCCGGGCAUCUCGGUUCAUGUAGGGAGGAUGUGAUGUGCUCAAUGACAAACAUCUUGUCACCUUUUUAGGUCCACCAGGUCCCCCACCCACAGAGUCCCAUUAUCGGAAUUAAUGUAGCAUGAAGAAGCAAUAUGUGAAUUUUUUUCCCAAGUGACUAUACUGAGCAUCCUUUAGAUGCUCCUCCAGGGUAGCAGUUCUGUCCUUUGUACUCACUGGGGUAAUUUGUGAGGUGACUGAUCCUCCUUAUGGAUGAGUUAGGCUGGCCCUCAGAUCCAGGUGUGACUCGUGAGUCAUGUGUGAGAUACAGGAAUGUGGGUGAUGCGUGGAGUCUCAAAUUCUUUGACCUCUAGUCCUUCCCUUCUACCUUUUGGGCUGCCUGGGCUGUGUUUCAUAGAGAUGAAAUGUCCAUUGCCAAUAACUUUCUAUCUCCUAGCUCUUUGCUUUUUUUUUUUUUACGGUACGCGGGCCUCUCACUGCU
Delphinapterus leucas (beluga whale) is the source of this 7949-nucleotide messenger RNA. It is a transcript of the gene ITSN1, whose product is annotated as intersectin 1. The record is from RefSeq and is a predicted model, not a curated record. Gene Ontology annotation, molecular function: protein binding; calcium ion binding; guanyl-nucleotide exchange factor activity. Gene Ontology annotation, biological process: intracellular signal transduction; positive regulation of Rho protein signal transduction. Lineage: Eukaryota; Metazoa; Chordata; Mammalia; Artiodactyla; Monodontidae.